AUGCUUCACUCACUUGACCUUGCUCUGAACCACUUCCUUCAUGCUUUCAGCAUCCUGCAGGCCUGGUUUGACUCAGACCAUGAUGAUUACCUGGAUGCCAAAGAGUUGCAGCAGGCGUUGCAUCUCGGCUUGCUGUUGGCAAUACAUCGAGGCUGCUUGGAUCGCACCUGUGCACGGACAAUUCACCAUGAUCUGUCAGCGGCCAUCACAACAAUUGACUUUGCGGACGACGGUUCCUUCUCUUCAGAUGCUGAAAGAAAGUCCCUGAGCUCUGCGGAGGAGUCAAGGAGCAAGCCAGAUCGAGAUGGUGAGAGGGAGAAGAACCUUGCAUGCAUCAAGGAGAUGAGCUAUUGGUACGGCAUGAUCGUCUCCAUCCCCGAUGACGUCCUCUGGGUGCUUGCGCAGUGCGACAGCAGUGGAAAUGGCCGAAUCAGCCGGGACGAGGCAAGCGAAGCCGCGAUCCCGGCCAUGGCAAUGUGGCAUGCCCUGGCUGACAAAAACUUCCAGCGGCAGUGGCAGCCACACGUGACGUGUUUCACCAACCGACUUCAGAUGAAGCUUGGAAAUACCAUAAAGCUCGAAGCGCAGAGAAACGGUAGGAACGAGCUCAAGAUGGAAUUGACCAAAUUGGAGGAAAGCAUGGAAGCGUUCCUGAAGGAGAAGGCGAAAAGCUUGCCUGAACAGUUAGAGGCCAUCGUUCAGUCCAGUGAUCUUGACGACGGCAACCUCAUUUUCAAAGGUCAUGACGCCCUUGUCCAGGGACACACGAUUGCUCCGCGAAUCGCCAAUGCUUUGGAGGACGGCCAGAAGGAGGUCGAAGAUCAAGCUCGCGAGGAGCUGCAGGCCCUGGUGACUCGGCAGAUGACGGAGUUGAAGGAGGCGAAGGAUGGUCUGAUCACGACGCUCAAGACAAAGUGCGAGCAGAAUUGGACCCUUCUGGAGGAGUUUGAUGAUGUCCGACUUGCUGAAGAAGCAUCCGUCAAGGUUGCUCAGGAGGAACUUGACGACCUCUACAAGUUGGUCUUCCGCCUUGUGGACUUGAUCUCCAAUGCAGAAGACGGCGUUUAUCCUGUUAUGAGGCAACAGGAUGGCCUUCGGCGCACACUGAUUCCCGACGGCGUGAAGCCCUCAAAGCCCACGCCGGAGACCCACCCGACGCUUUUCCGGGCGCUAGACAAGGCCGAGCGCACGGAAAGCUCGCUGCAGCGCGUUUCUCACAGACCGUUGCCUGCGGCAGCCCGACUGCGUCGCCUGGUUGCUGCAGCAGCGGGUCUUUUCGAUUGUUUGGGCCUCCAGCAGGACAAUG
Molecule: messenger RNA, 1306 nt
Organism: Symbiodinium pilosum
Lineage: Eukaryota; Dinophyceae; Suessiales; Symbiodiniaceae
Source: the annotation of a GenBank genome assembly